UGGGACAGCGAACCCCAGUGCAAGGAGCCAGCGAACACGGGAGCCCGGGAGUGCCGAGUGGGCAGCGGGCGGAGCGGAGCCGCCGGGCGGAGCGGGCUCAGAGCCCGGGUCUCCGCGGCUCGGGACCCGGCGGCGGGGGCGGCGAUGUUCCACUGCAUCCCCCUGUGGCGGUGCAACCGUCAUGUGGAGACGAUCGACAAACGCCACUGCUCGCUGGUCUAUGUCCCCGAGGAGAUCUACCGCUACGCCCGCAGCCUGGAGGAGCUGCUGCUGGACGCCAACCAGCUCCGCGAGCUGCCCGAGCAAUUUUUCCAGCUGGUCAAAUUACGAAAGCUUGGACUUAGUGAUAAUGAAAUUCAGCGGCUCCCUCCAGAAAUAGCAAACUUCAUGCAGCUGGUGGAACUUGAUGUAUCUCGGAAUGAUAUUCCUGAAAUUCCAGAAAGCAUCUCAUUCUGUAAAGCACUACAGAUAGCUGACUUCAGCGGAAAUCCACUGACGAGAUUGCCAGAAAGCUUUCCUGAAUUACAGAAUUUGACAUGUCUUUCUGUAAAUGACAUCUCCCUGCAGUCCCUGCCUGAAAAUAUUGGCAAUCUUUAUAACCUGGCUUCCCUGGAACUGAGGGAGAAUCUUCUUACAUAUCUUCCUGACUCUCUUACCCAGCUGCGGAGACUAGAAGAACUUGAUUUAGGAAACAAUGAAAUAUAUAAUUUGCCAGAAUCAAUUGGAGCUCUCUUACAUCUAAAGGAUCUCUGGUUGGAUGGAAAUCAGCUAUCAGAAUUACCUCAGGAAAUAGGAAAUCUGAAGAGCCUGCUGUGCUUAGAUGUCUCUGAAAACAGGUUGGAAAGACUUCCUGAAGAAAUCAGUGGCCUGACUUCAUUAACAGAUUUAGUCAUUUCCCAGAACUUACUAGAAGUGAUUCCGGAUGGCAUCGGAAAACUAAAGAAACUGUCCAUCUUGAAAGUGGAUCAGAACAGACUCACCCAGUUGCCUGAAGCAGUUGGGGACUGUGAAAGCCUCACUGAAUUAGUUCUUACAGAAAACCGGCUCCUGACUUUACCUAAGAGCAUUGGAAAACUUAAGAAGUUGAGCAACUUGAAUGCAGACAGAAAUAAAUUAGUGUCUUUACCAAAAGAGAUUGGCGGAUGCUGCAGCCUCACCGUGUUCUGUGUGCGUGACAACAGACUGACUCGGAUACCUGCAGAGGUGUCACAGGCAACAGAGCUUCAUGUCCUGGAUGUGGCAGGGAACAGACUAUUACAUCUGCCUUUAUCCCUGACCGCCUUGAAGCUGAAGGCCCUGUGGUUGUCGGAUAACCAGUCCCAGCCUCUGCUCACGUUCCAGACGGACACAGACCACGCCACAGGAGAGAAGAUCUUAACCUGCGUCUUGCUUCCUCAGCUGCCUUCUGAACCUACUUGCCAAGAGAACCUGCCUCGCUGUGGGGCCCUGGAGAGCUUGGUGAAUGAUGUGUCUGAUGAGGCCUGGAAUGAGCGUGCAGUGAACAGAGUCAGUGCAAUCCGAUUCUUGGAAGAUGAGAAAGACGAAGAAGACAGUGAAACGAGAACACUUCUGAGGCGAGCCACUCCACACCCCGGGGAGCUAAAGAAUAUGAAAAAGACAGUGGAGAAUUUACGGAAUGACCGGAAUGCUGCUAAAGGACUGGAUUCAAACAAGAACGAGGUCAAUCACACCAUUGACCGAGUGACCACUUCUGUAUAGACCUUCACCCGCAAGUUUUACCUCCCGUGUCUCCCCCUGCUGUUGAGAUGUUGCCGGUGCCCUCCGGAGGAGCCUCACGCAGUCCUUUGUCUUCCCUGGAAGGCGGGGAGGCACAUGCCACCCCCAGGCCACCUGCCGGGGAUGCUGCUCUGUCCACGGAAGUGCCUUACUGCGGUCCCGGCGCGCUUCCUGCCCCCCAGCUUCCAAUCGGUUGUCGUAAUAAGUAGAAUACACUACUGUAAACAUCUGGCCUUUGGUGUUGUCUUACGUUGGGGUUAGGGAGCACAGGAAGGGGAUUGUUUUUGUCCUCCUCCCUCCCGUAAGGCGCCAGGACAUUUUUCUCUUGGACCUACUGAUGAGAGAUAGUUUUAUGUACGGGGAAUAAUUGAUACUUUUUUAAAACCUUUUUUGGCAGCUCAGAUGGUGUACAUUUAAAAAAAUUUUUUUUGUAU
Molecule: messenger RNA, 2171 nt
Organism: Hyaena hyaena (striped hyena)
Lineage: Eukaryota; Metazoa; Chordata; Mammalia; Carnivora; Hyaenidae
Gene: LRRC1
Product: leucine rich repeat containing 1
Exons: 14
Coding region: 145-1719 (524 amino acids)
Biological process (GO): neurotransmitter receptor transport postsynaptic membrane to endosome; neurotransmitter receptor transport, endosome to postsynaptic membrane
Cellular component (GO): adherens junction; postsynaptic density; postsynaptic membrane
Molecular function (GO): protein binding
Source: RefSeq, a predicted model, not a curated record